This is a messenger RNA of Camelus dromedarius (Arabian camel), 924 nucleotides long. RefSeq names its product olfactory receptor 5AC1-like. The transcript has a single exon. Bases 1 to 924 code for a protein of 307 amino acids. Gene Ontology annotation, molecular function: odorant binding; olfactory receptor activity; G protein-coupled receptor activity. The record is from RefSeq and is a predicted model, not a curated record. Gene Ontology annotation, cellular component: membrane. NCBI's taxonomy places the organism in Eukaryota, Metazoa, Chordata, Mammalia, Artiodactyla, Camelidae. Gene Ontology annotation, biological process: G protein-coupled receptor signaling pathway.
AUGAUGGAGGCAAACAAGACGCUGGUGACUGAGUUUGUUCUCACAAGACUUUCAGAUCUUCCAGGACUGCAGGUCCCACUGUUUCUGGUGUUCUUGGGCAUCUACCUCACCACUAUGAUGGGCAACCUUGGACUGAUUUUUCUCAUCUGGAAGGACCCCCACCUUCACACCCCCAUGUACUUCUUCCUGGGCAGUUUAGCCUUUGCAGAUGCCUGUUCUUCAUCCUCCGUGACCCCCAAGAUGCUGAUGAAUUUUUUAUCUAAGGAUCACACAAUAUCCAUGGUUGAAUGCAUCGCUCAAUUUUAUUGUUUUGCUUCCAGUGCAACUACAGAAUGUUUCCUCCUGGUAGUGAUGGCCUAUGACCGCUAUGUGGCCAUACGCAAGCCCUUGCUUUAUCCAGUGGUGAUGUCCACCAGACUCUGCACUUGGUUGAUAAGUGUGUCGUAUGUAAUUGGUUUUCUUCAUCCUGUGAUUCAUGUAGGAUUGUUAAUUAGAUUAACUUUCUGCAGAUCCAAUAUAAUCCAUCAUUUCUACUGUGAAAUCUUGCCACUUUUCACAAUUUCAUGCACUCACCCAUCUAUUAAUGCACUGGUAGUUCUUAUUUCUGCCAUUUUUAUACAAGCUUUUACUUUUAUGUCCAUUAUAGUUUCUUACACUCGUAUUCUCUUUGCCAUUCUGAAAAAGAAGUUUGAAAAGAGCAGGAGCAAAGCCUUUUCUACAUGCGGUGCCCACCUGCUCUCUGUUUCCUUGUUCUACGGCACUCUCUUCCUCACUUUCGUGUGUCCUGGGUGUGGCGCAGAUCAAUAUCAGAAUAAAAUGUAUUCACUGUUCUACACAAUUAUAAUUCCCCUGCUAAACCCUUUUAUUUAUAGCCUAAGGAACAAGGAAGUUUUAGGUGCACUUAGAAAAAUGGUAAAGAAAUAA